Messenger RNA from Capra hircus (goat), 1856 nucleotides. RefSeq names its product polyamine oxidase (gene PAOX). The transcript is spliced from 7 exons. The record is from RefSeq and is a predicted model, not a curated record. NCBI's taxonomy places the organism in Eukaryota, Metazoa, Chordata, Mammalia, Artiodactyla, Bovidae. Bases 96 to 1634 code for a protein of 512 amino acids. Gene Ontology annotation, molecular function: polyamine oxidase activity.
CCCUCCCCGAAUCCCCGCCCCUGCUCUCGUCUCUUCCCGGCUCCACGAACCUCCUAGCGGCGGGGGACUCUCCGGAACCGCCCGGGACGGCGGCGAUGCAGUCGGGUGGUCGUCAGGCGGAGGCCCCGGGCCGCGGCCCGCGGGUGCUGGUGGUGGGCGGCGGCAUCGCGGGGCUGGGGGCGGCGCAGAGGCUCUGCCACCACCCGGCCUUCUCACACCUUCGGGUUCUGGAGGCCACGGCCCGCGCCGGUGGCCGCAUCCGCUCGGAGCACAGCUUCGGUGGCGUGGUGGAGGUGGGCGCCCACUGGAUCCAUGGGCCCUCCGAGGGCAACCCCGUCUUCCGGCUGGCUGCCAAAUACGGGCUGCUCGGGGAGAAGGCCCUGUCCCAGGAGAACCAGCUGAUCGAGACUGGGGGUCACGUGGGCCUGCCGUCUGUGUCUUAUGCCAGCUCUGGGGUGAGUGUGAGCCUUGAGCUGGUGGCGGAGAUGGCCAGGCUGUUCCACGGUCUCAUCGACCAGACCAGGGAGUUCCUGCAGGCGGCUGAGACCGCCCCACCCAGUGUUGGGGAGUACCUCAAGGAGAAGAUCCGCCAGCACAUGGCCAGCUGGACAGAGGAUGAGGAGACCAAAAAGCUCAAACUGGCCAUCCUGAAGAACUUGUUCAACGUGGAGUGCUGUGUGAGCGGCACCCACAGCCUGGACCUGGUGGCCCUCGCGCCUUUCGGGGAGUACACUGUGCUGCCGGGCCUGGACUGCACCUUUCCUGAGGGCUACCAAGGACUCACAGACUGCAUCAUGGCCUCCUUGCCCAAGGACGUGAUGGUUUUUGACAAACCCGUGAAGACCAUUCACUGGAAUGGGUCCUUCCAGGAAGCUUCUGCUCCUGGGGAGACUUUUCCUGUGCUGGUGGAAUGUGAGGAUGGAGACUGCUUCCCAGCCCAUCACGUGGUCGUCACCGUGCCCUUAGGUUUUUUAAAGAAACAUCUGGACACCUUCUUUGAGCCACCACUGCCCACUGAGAAGGUGGAAGCGAUCAGGAAAAUAGGCUUUGGGACCAACAACAAAAUCUUCCUGGAGUUUAAGGAGCCCUUCUGGGAGCCGGACUGCCAGCACAUCCAGGUGGUGUGGGAGGACACGUCGCCCCUGGAGGACGCCGCCCCCGCGCUGCACGACGCCUGGUUCAAGAAGCUUAUUGGCUUUUGGGUCCUGCCUCCCUUCCAGGCCAGCCACGUGCUCUGUGGCUUCAUCGCGGGGCUUGAGUCCGAGUUCAUGGAGACACUGUCGGACGAGGACGUGCUCAGGUCUCUGACGAAGGUGCUCCGCAGGGUGACAGGGAACCCCCGGCUCCCCGCGCCUAGGAGUGUGCUGCGGUCCUGCUGGCAUAGCACCCCGUACACCCGGGGCUCCUACAGCUACGUGGCUGUGGGCAGCUCUGGGGACGACAUGGACCGGCUGGCCCAGCCCCUCCCUUCAGACGGCAAGGGGGCGCAGCUCCAGGUGCUGUUCGCAGGGGAAGCCACACACCGGGCGUUUUACUCCACCACGCACGGGGCUCUGCUGUCUGGCUGGAGGGAGGCUGACCGGCUCGUGACGCUGUGGGACCCCCAGGCCCAGUGGCCCGAGCCCAGGCUCUGAGCUCCCAGUGCUGGGGUGCGGGAGGCUGGCCCUACCCUGUCCUGUGAUGGACGAGGUUCAGGCGGGCUUGGGAUGUGGCCACCCGGGGUCAGCUCCCUCAUUUCUCAAGCUGCUGGAUCCUGGUCAGGGCUCAGCCUGAGCUGAGCGCAGUCUUCCUGGAGGAGGGAGACGUGGGAUGCUGCCGCUGCCGCUGUCGGUGGCACAUAAAAGUGUGUAAAACAG